AUGCCAAAGUCGCCGCGCGGCAACUUCAACUACGUAGACAUCAACAUGUACAGGCCCUUCAACUCGUCGAUUACCACCGCCCCAACAACCUUGACCGCACACAGCCAUGGAUACCGCACUCCUACUCACAAGACUCACGAGCCACAGUUAUCGAACCCUGCGUUCUCGCCGACUGUCCAUGUCCCGCAGUCGGUCCUGAUUAACAGCAACCCCGAUGACGGCUACCGAGCAUUGAUCGACGAGCUUCCCAGCCAUAUGACGAACCAGGCCUUUGGAUUCCGACCACAGCAGCACGAGCACCAGCGCCAGCCCAGCGUUGAGAGUGCACCUCGCCCAUUCAUUGAUGCCCCUCAGCAUCACCAGAACAUCCACCAGCAGUCUCCGCAGCACCCAAAGCAAUCCCACCUACAGCACGGCGUUCAGUACCAAAGUUUUAAUCAGCAACGUGACCUCGGCCAAAACACCAACAACAAUCACAGCGAUAACUUGGAGCUGCAGCAUCAAAACGGUAGACAACAGCAGCUCCACAAUGCCCGGGCUGUUCCCAGCCGGCCUCCACCAGGUCCUCCCGUUCAGCUCGUCAACGGCAUGCACCCCGCUCGACUCGCACUCCUCCAAACAGCAGUAGAACCUGAACCUGAACCUGAGGCUCCAGUACUCUCGGAUAGGCAGCUAAGGAAAAAGGCCAAGGCGGCUGAGAAAGCGGCUGCUCCAGCGUUGAUGAACAAGGUACAAGGCAAUUCCACCGCAGCAGCCUCAUCCUCCUCAGCCCCCUCACCUGCUGCCGCUGCUCCUCCCGCGACUGCCACCCCUACUCCCGCUGCCGCGAAAUCAAACGGCCCGAAGCCAAAGCUGGGGGUCCCGCCUCCCACCAGAGCUAGCCUCGAUGCUGACCAUUUGACAGUACAGCUUCAGGCCGCCAUCGCCUCCAAGAGCGUCAAAAAGCUGUGCAACACCGUCAGGAAGGCUGCAGGCGAGUGCAUCGUGCGCGCGUUCAUUUACAUCAUGAGUCGGAACUUCUCGUUCAUGUCUCUGGACCUAUUUCUGAACCUCUAUUGUAAGGCCUUUGGCUGCCCCACUCUUACCGAGCCGCACAUGCACGACUCUAUGCUGGAGGCUAAACUCUUCAAACUCAUGAUCGAGACCAAGAUUGAGAACGAAUAUCCACACCGCAAGUUUUACCGCCUCAGUCCACACUUUUUCCGUGUCCUCGAAGACCGUGCCAACUCCACUGCCGACAUCCCAGCCGAAUGCAAGGAAGUCGUCAUGUACGAUUUGGCGAACAAAGCCAACCUUCCGCCCGUCGCUCCAAUCCCCCCAGCUAUGGUUACUUACCUGUUGAACUGUUGGGAUCUCAAGCUCUACAACAUUGCGCUCACACACCUCGCUUAUACUCCCGCGCGCUGGCCAACCGUUGCGCCUCUGAACGAUCUCCAACCAUUCCUCGCUUACUGGUACACACCUCAAUACGAGUUCUCCCAGCACAUGGCACCACUCAAAUCAGUCGCUGCAGCCAAAGUGGCCGCAGCUGCAGGCAAGGCCAAGGCCAAGACCGGAUCCACCCCAACUGGCACCUCCCCGAGCUCCCCUCCCGCUGCGACCUCGACCAUCGAGGGAUCUACUAGUACCAGCACAAGCACACCUACUGUGGACGCAGUCGCGCUUGCUUUCGAACUCUUGUUAGACACGGCCAAGUUGCAGGGUAAGCCAGGAAAUGAGUCGAGGAGGCUGCUUCGUUUGUACGAACAGAGGCUGGUCGAUGCGAACGUUGAAGUGUUGCCGCAGGUCACGGCCAUCUUGGAGGAUGAUGCGCUCUCAGAAAACAGUGACAUGGAGCUGGAUGAUGGUGAUGACGAUGACGCUCCAGCAGCCAUCGAUUUGACGCCUGCACCGGUCGCCAUGACUGUGUGUCCUCCGGCCAACGACACCACCUCGACCCCUACUACCUUUACGCGGACGAACCGGGACCCCCCAAUUGGAGCUACGCUGCAAGGGCCAGGCCCAGCGGUACAGUCAUCUCAGAUCCUGGUGGAGAGCCAUGCCCAGACGCCGACCCAGAGCAAGGGCAAGAUGCCAGACCGGACAGGCGGACCAGUGAGAUUCAGCAUGAAGCAGGUGCGAUAUCAGCCGUAUGUUGACUUACAUACAGGUGAAGGCAUUCCUCGUUCCGACAGUAGUAAGCAAAGUAAGUCGAUGGGAGUGGACGGUACCUCGACGAAGGGUAGCUCGGAUCGGCCUCGACCAGCGAUCCCUUCCAACAGGAACUUACCGACUCUGCCUAGACCUUUAUUGCCACCACUCGAGGGACAGGGGUCGUCUUCUGCGAACCCGAUGACAUUGGCGAUGUUAGCAGGAGGUGUGGGUUCGGACAUGACAACGACAGAGCCUCUUUUGCGUCGUUCCCGUGAUGAUAUCUUGAUGCAGCGUCGUUUGGCGAUGAACAAGAUUAUUGAGUACACGAUGAAGAUGCCUAUGAAGAUGGGGCCAAAGGACUAG
Linnemannia hyalina is the source of this 2496-nucleotide messenger RNA. NCBI's taxonomy places the organism in Eukaryota, Fungi, Mortierellomycota, Mortierellomycetes, Mortierellales, Mortierellaceae. The record is from the annotation of a GenBank genome assembly.